AUGAUCAACUAUAUCCUUACUGUGAAAUUCUAUAUUUCUCUGAAUCUUCCGCGAAAGGAAGAUGGAAACAACUUUGGUGUGGAAGUCCAGAGUGAGAUUAUCAGCAAUCUCUCGGAUUCGUUGGACUCAGCUCGUCAAGUUCUGUCAGAAAUGAUCACUUACUUUGCAACUCGCGCUUCGUACAUCGUGAGCAGUCGUCAAAACCCUCACAUCGCUGAUUACAUGAAUGGAAUUGCGACAUACGACAACAAAGAGUAA
Molecule: messenger RNA, 258 nt
Organism: Blastocystis hominis
Lineage: Eukaryota; Bigyra; Opalinata; Blastocystidae
Exons: 4
Coding region: 1-258 (85 amino acids)
Biological process (GO): regulation of proteasomal protein catabolic process; regulation of G1/S transition of mitotic cell cycle; positive regulation of endopeptidase activity
Cellular component (GO): proteasome activator complex; nucleoplasm; cytoplasm
Molecular function (GO): endopeptidase activator activity
Source: RefSeq, a predicted model, not a curated record